AUGAUUGAAAACAAAGAGAAUGUUCCUGAUCCCGCCGGAAACAAUGAAGAUAAGAAAAGUUCAUAUAAUGUUGUGUGGGAUUACGAAUUCAAGAGAGGGGAGUGGUUUCGAUACACGGAAGAAAUUAUUAAAAAAUUAAACAACUCUGAUGAUGUAGUCUCAGUAGUCAUCGAAGAUGCUCCGAUAGAUAUCGACAUCAAAGGAAUGAAACAAAUUAACAUGGUCUCAUCUUUUCGGAGAAAUAUUAGAUGCAGCUUAGUUUUAGAUUCUGAAGAAAAUAUUAUCUGGGAAUACAUGAGAGGAAGGCAAUACAUAUGUUUCCCAAAAGAUAUCCAACAGGAAAUGGAAAGACAAAAAGCCGAUGGUCAGGAAACUUUCGGUAUUGUUUUGAAUGGCAAGAAGUACGAUGUCAAUUUAUUGAAUAUGGAGAUGAGCAAUGACGAAGGAAGCAAAAGACGUUUGCGUCGGCACGAAUGCGUUGCCGGUGCUGCGAUUUCUUCUGUUCCAACUGUACCCGCAGAGAGAACGAGAGGAAUGACGAAAAGAUCAGCAAAAAGUGUGGAUUAUAAGGCUGAAGUUAAGGAUGAAGUAGUCUCCGAUAACGAAGAUGUCAAACCUUCAAAAUCAAUGAAGCUUGACAAAUCAUCCAAGAGCAAGACAAAUAAAUCUGUUAAGAGCAGAUCUGAUUUCUACAAAAGCACUAAGCGUGUAUUGGUGAUCAAAGGAAGAGCACCAGUAGACCCUGAGUGUACCGAAAAAGUGGAUGUUGCCCAUGUUCUGGAUGAAGGAAAUGUUGUAUGGGACGCCAUGCUCAAUCAAACAAAUAUUGCUCAAAAUAAUAAUAAGUUUUAUAUUUUACAAUUGCUCGAAGACGACAAAGCGAAGAACUAUAGCGUGUGGUUCCGCUGGGGUAGAGUUGGAUAUCGUGGACAAGACAAUCUUUUCGUUUUUGGAUCGGAUUUGGAAGACGCAAAAGCAUGCUUUUGCAAAAAGUUCCAUGAUAAAACUUAUAAUGAAUGGUCUGAAAGGCACGACUUCGAACGGGUCCCUGGCAAGUACACUUUGAUUGAGAUGGAUUAUAAUGUAGCCGGAAUGUCCAAAGGUGACGGAAUGAAAAAAGAAGAAAAAGAAGAGGACGAGGAUGAAGAAGAUACUGAUUUACCAUGUGAAGAAUCGAAGUUGGACUUACGCAUUCGUAAUUUCAUUGGUCUCAUAUGUAACACCCAGGCGAUGGAAGAAGCAGCUACUCAAAUGGAGUAUGAUUCAGCUAGAGCUCCUUUAGGAAAACUCACAAAGCAUCAGAUAUCAGAGGGAAAUAGGCUCUUGUCGGAAAUUGAAGAAUUUGUAUCAAAGAAAAAAUUCGAUAGCAACUUUAUCAAUACUGUGAACGAGUACUACACAAAGAUUCCUCAUAACUUCGGCUUUCGUCAACCUCCUAUGAUCAAAACCAUUGAUCAAAUCAAAAAGGAAAAUGAGCUUUUAGAGUUCUUGGAAGAAAUUGAAAUUGCAAUCCGCACUCUUGGGUCUGGUAAAGUUAAGAAUGAUAGAAGAGACCCCUGUGAUCGUUUCUAUGAAAAUAUGGAAUGUGAUCUUACUCCUAUUGAUAACUUCAGUGAUGAAUAUAAGAUUGUUGAAGAUUAUUUGACAACUAACCAUGCAUCGACUCACAUGUAUUCUAUGAACAUCAUUAAUGUUUUCAAAGUUCGUAGAAGUAACGAGGAAGAACAAUUUAUGUCUGAUUUAGACAAUAGAAAACUUUUGUGGCAUGGAUCGAGACUCACGAAUAUUUACGGAAUUCUUUCUCAAGGUUUAAGAAUCGCCCCUCCUGAAGCACCAACUUGUGGUUAUAUGUUUGGCAAAGGAGUUUACUUUGCUGAUAUGGCUAGUAAGUCAGGUAACUAUUGUUACCCUGCUCCGGGAAAACCAGGAGUUUUACUACUGAGUGAGGUAGCGUUGGGAAAUCCUCGAGCCCUCCGAGAUGCAGAUUAUGAAGCGAGCAAACUUCCAAAAGGAUCUCAUAGUACUUUAGGAGAAGGAUCCACCAUCCCUAAUGCGGCUCAACAUGUUACAAUGGAUGAUGGUUUAGUUGUUCCUUGUGGUAAACCUGUGAAACGUGAAGAAGACGGAAAAUUCUCCUUGCUUUACAAUGAAUAUGUUGUGUACGAUACUAAGCAGGUUAAAAUCAAAUACGCCGUUGAAGUUGAAUUCGAUCUCUAA
Auanema sp. JU1783 is the source of this 2217-nucleotide messenger RNA. The record is from the annotation of a GenBank genome assembly. NCBI's taxonomy places the organism in Eukaryota, Metazoa, Nematoda, Chromadorea, Rhabditida, Rhabditidae.